This is a messenger RNA of Amorphotheca resinae ATCC 22711, 1515 nucleotides long. RefSeq lists its product as hypothetical. The coding region runs from base 137 to 1390 and encodes 417 amino acids. The record is from RefSeq and is a predicted model, not a curated record. The transcript is spliced from 5 exons. NCBI's taxonomy places the organism in Eukaryota, Fungi, Ascomycota, Leotiomycetes, Helotiales, Amorphothecaceae.
GGGAAGGGGGUGGUAUAAAAGGAUGGAUAGGGGAACGGGGGAGGUUUAGUGUUUUUGGUAUUUGAAAGUUUGUUGGGUUAAGUUUGAUUAAUUGACGUUUGGAAAUUGACGUUUGAGAGCGAGACAAAAAGACAAGAUGGAGAGUCAAGUACAUACCUUGAGUGAGGCGGGUGCGGAGGGGAUACGGAAAACAAUCGACGCCGCAACCUCCGACCCCACGACACAGAUCCCCGGCUGCGUCUUCGUGGCCGUGAACCGCGCCGGCGAGGAGCUAAUCUCGCACGCCUCAGGAAGAAUGAGCGUCGACACGCCCGCACCCAUGACGCUAGACAGCGUGUUCUGGAUCGCCUCUUGCACCAAGAUGAUCACUGGCAUUGCGUGCAUGCAGCUGGUGGAACAGGGAAAGCUGACUCUGGAUGAUGCGGAGUUGGUGGAGGGCAUCUUGCCGGAGGUGAAGAGGGCGGUAGUCUUCACGGGUUUUGAUGAGAAGACGGGAGUACCGGGUGUGAGGAAGAAGGAGACAGGCAUUACGUUGAAGAUGUUGCUGACCCAUACGGCGGGGUUUGCAUAUCCGCUCUUCUAUUCCGAGUCGAGAAAACUGACCUUGCCGGUGGGAAUUGAGGAGUGGGCGCGGAAGCUCGAGGAUAUAGAGGGUCCGUUGAUGUUUGAGCCGGGGACUCGCUGGAGUUAUGGGACAGGAGUCGACUGGGCAGGCGUUCUCGUCGAGCGCAUCUCGGGCCUAUCUCUCGAGGAGUAUUUCCAGAAACAUAUCUUCGAACCCCUCGGCAUCAAAAACAUCACCAUGUUCCCUUCCGCCACCAUGAAAGCGAACCUAGUACACAUGCACCAACGCUAUUCCGAUGGUAAGAUCAAGACGCGCGGGCAUAUCCAACGCGGACCCCUGAACCACAGCAGUAGCGACGAGAUCUUCAACUCCGGUGGUGGAGGCUGUUUCGCGCAGCCGCAGGAAUAUCCCAAGAUAAUCGCGACGCUGCUGAACAAUGGCACUUCCCCGCACACCGGCAUCCAGAUCCUUAACCCUGCUACAGUCGAUCUCAUGUUUACCAACCACAUCCCCGAGAUGCCAAACUUCGCCAGGGAGCCCAUCGAGGCCGCGAUGCCCGAGCUGACGAAUCCCAUCGCGGAGCUCUAUCCGCAACCGCAUGAUCAGCCGCAGGGCUGGGGUUUGACAUUCAUGCUCACCAUCAGUGAGGGUGCAUCGGGCAGAGGAAGGAAUACUGGUUGGUGGGCCGGCCUGUCGAACUUAUAUUGGUGGUGUGAUAGGGAGAGGGGCGUGGGUGGCAUUAUUGCGAGUCAAAUUCUACCCUUCGCCGAUCCUCAAGUCCUGAGUCUCUGGGCGCAAGUCGAGGCAGCUGUUUAUCAAGGCUGAUGCACCACCGCAGGCUGAUCUCUAGAGAAGCACUUGCUUUAAGCAUUUCUUUUUUCAACGGUGAGAUUGGAUAACAGAGCAAACGUAAUAAUUUGAAGGUUUGAAGAAGAUGCAGCCUUGCUUAC